Messenger RNA from Pantherophis guttatus, 9106 nucleotides. The record is from RefSeq and is a predicted model, not a curated record. Lineage: Eukaryota; Metazoa; Chordata; Lepidosauria; Squamata; Colubridae.
CAUCUCGUGUCUCGCAGCUUCGGAAGGCCACGAGAGCGCCGUGGACGACCGGGACAGCGACUACCGCAGCGAAACCAGCGCCAGCCUCCCCCCUGCCUACUGCACCACCUCCCAGCCCAACGCUUCGGCCCACCAGUUCCGGGGGGCUUCCCGUCUGCAGCAGCAGGGGGUCUGCGUGGAGCCCCUCCGGGGGUACGCCUCGGACGAGCAGACUGGCAUGAGAAGACACGGCAGCGUAGACUCGACUGGGAGUGGCCGGACCGACCUGGAAUCCGGAUCGCAUUCCAGCCAAGUGACCAGUCGCCAGCUGUCCCUAGAAAGCCGGCACUCCUUAGAGAUGUCGGAUAGUCAAGGAUCUUUAAUUAGCAGUGGGAAAGUCAGGAUUAUUCCUUUUGACCACGAUCUUGACCGAGAAGAGUCUGUUGAGGACUAUGACGAACUAGGCAAACAGCUGAUAGAAGAUUUUUUAGAAAAAAGAGCUAGGAAUUGGCAGGAGGUAAAGAGGCCUCGAUUCUCCAAACAGGGCAACGGUAGCCAUCUGAAAAGUUCCAGGUCCUCUCAUAAAGUUUGUGUGGAAUUAGCACGUCCCGAGGCCCUAUCGUAUCCAGCGGAAUACGAUACUAUAGACAGGAGAAGGAAAAAGAAACGGAGAGAUAAUACAGAGUGUGAAUGGAGAAGAUCUCAAAUCAAUGGGAGGUCGAGAAUUCCCCACGAAACCGUUAUUUCUGGAAGCAGCAGGAGAGUAAGAACCGAACGUAACACCAGUUACGAUGAUGCUGAUCUUUAUAGCCGCCAUAGCCUCCGGGAAGUUGGGGCUCAGCAGCCUGGAUGUUGGGAUUUGCUUCCAUACAGAAACACCCACCUGGCCCAAAGCGGCUGGUUCUCUGACAGCCCAGAGAGAAACUGCGACCCUCAGCCAGGCCGUUUUGGGGGUGAAGGUCAGCUGCACCCAGAAGAGGCAGCCAGUUGUUUCCCACCGUCCGGAGCUCUUGAGGAACUGGAAGGCAACAGCUGGCCUGAAGAUCUUGGGGGCUCUCCUGCUUCAGAUGAGGAAGGGAAGGGGGAAAUGGCCCAUGGCUGGUAUGAGCCCACGCGUGGCUCUUUCAAGGAACACGUGGCCUUCUUGCCUGUUCAAGCGCCACCGGAGCAAGACCUCAGUGCGGUGGACGAGCUGCAGUGCUUGGUGGAGACGGUGUCUGAAUACCUGGCCGAAAAGGAGGAAGAGAUUAGCAGCUGGGAAGCCCUUCCAAAGCAGGAAAGCAGGAACCAUGGCCUCCCCAUCCAGGUGGCGGAGGAGACGGCCCAGGCAGAGCAGGCCAAGGCAGCCCCUGCAGAGGAGGAGGAAGAGAAGAGCGACAGCCGAGGAGAGGCCUUAUCGGACAUUCUGGGGGUGAAAGACACAGCCCAGUCCUUCUUCAGCUUCCUUACCGAGAAAGUGAGCUCUGGAAAGACGCUCUUCGCGUCAUCCAUGGAGAAGUUUGUGUCUUCAGCGACUGAGACGGCAGAUGUCCCCGCAAGGGACUCAUCCAGUCAGCCUCAUCUGGAUGUGGAAACGGAAAGCAGGCCUGAUCUCCGCUUGCCUGAAGAAAGGCUGGCUUCCCUCCCUGAUCAGAGCCGGGUGAAACUAGCUGGUGCUGACAGUGUGAGUCUCCCAGAAGUCUCUGACGGGGAUGACAAGGCCUGUCCGGGCCCCCCAGCCCUCGAUCAUCCUGCAGAUGAUGCCGAGGGCCAGUCUGCCUUUCAGAAGACAAGUGCGGCUGUGAAUUCUGUCUUGGGUAUGUUCGGUUCUUUAAAAUCCUUGACGGAAAAGAAGGAGCCAAAGAAAGAGACCACGAAAGAGGGAACCCCUGUAGAGGCUGAACCCUUGCCCAUAAGUGGAGCUGAGGCCAGAGAGAAGCCUAGCGAAGAUGGCACUAAACCCAGAAACUCCUCCCUGGAAACAAGGAAGGGGGAACCAGCAGCUGACCCCACCAGGGGUCCAGCACCCUCCGUCUCCAGCUCCUCUGCCGACAUUAGCCUGAAAACGAGUUUUGAGGGCGUGGCUGUUCCCAGGAGGCCAGCGGAGUCUCCCGAAGUCCCCUGCCCCUCAGUGCAGCUGGACAAGGCAGAUCGGGAAAUCCCUCCGGAGCCUUUAGCAGCUCAGCCUCCUGAAGUCAAGCCGCAGGAAGGGCCAAAGGAGGGCAUCCCCCAACCUUCAGAACAAAGAGAAUCUCCCGUCAGUUUUUUUAGUCCUCUUAAAAAAUGCUUCAGCCUCUUGCCCCUUUCCACUCCCGCUGACCCUCCAGCCAAAGAGACGUCCUUGGGUGUGGGGAAACAGUGCAAGUCCGAAGACGAUGUCAGAAAAGCCAGUUCCUCCAGCAGCAAAGCUGCCUCCUUCCCAUUCCCUGAGAAGCUGCAGGUUUCCUUCCUGAGCAGCUUCAGCUUAUCAGACAAACCGCAGGAGAAUAAGGAAAAAACAGGAUUCUUCUCUACGUUCUUGAAAAUUGCUUCAGCUGAAAACCCCGAGGCUCCCAAAGAGGGACAUUUGGGGAGCAAUUCAGAGGGUCUCCAGACUUCCUCCUCAAAGUCUCCACCAGAGAAUAAAGAGGAGCUGAAGGGGAAACCGGAAACUGGCCCUUUGGGACCAGAAAGUGGCCCUCAGGAGAAGGUGGCUGCAGACACUUCAGAGAGUGCCGAGAGUGGCAGGCGUGGCCACAGUGACCCAAGCAAUAAUGAUCUAAAUGGUGUUGCAGGCAGAGAAGCAGCAGCAGCAGCAACCACGGCCACCUCCCAAGGUCACAGAUCCAGCCUGGAUCCGUCAGGGGAAAACUCAGAGGCGACUAGUGGAGUCGGAAGGACUAAGAUUCUGGGUGAUGCCCAGGAGGGUUUCCUGUCCGGACUUCCCCACUCUCCUCUGGCUGGCAGUUUAUCCUCCAAGGAAGGACAAGAUGCUCAAGACAGCACAGCCGGCCAGAAGGACCGUUCACCUGGCUUGCUUUCUGGAUUAUUUAGAUUCGGUUCAGGUGAAAACCCAUCUCCGGGUAAGGUGGACAAGCCAAAUCUGAGCUUUCUGGGUGGUUUGGGGCAGAUCUUUGAAAAGAAUGUGGAGGAGACUAAUUCCAAAGAGGGGGCUUCUCAAGUGGCACUCCAAACUCAAGAAGGCACCAAGGAGCAAGAGGGCGCAGGCAGCUUCCUAAGGAACCUCUUACACCAGGCGAAAGAGAAGGUAGAAGAGAGAGUGGCCCAAGCUCCCAAGAUGGAGGUCGGGUUGCCUAGCACAGGCAAGGAAUCCGUUGCCCUCCAGGCAGGAUCUGCCUCUCUGAACCAUUCCCAGAAGAAGACAUACUUAUCAACCAAGCCAGCCCUUUCUAGAAAAAAUGCAGAACCUCAUAUUCAUCCAGGGAUUCCCCAUGAAAAUGUAGGUGGACUUCUCAGAUGUUCCUCACGGAAUGCCAACUUGCUCAACUGGUUAGGAGAACCUCCUGCUUCUGAGGAAAUCAGGAGUGGCUCCCCCUUGGAUAGUGACUACGACCCCAGGAGUUGUCCAGCAAAGACGGUUCAGACAUCCAUGCCUUUUUAUUACGUCUUAAACCAGAAUCCCAUCUCCUGGGAUGAGGUCCUGACCUGGUCAGAAUCUAGCAACACGGUAAUGAAUUUGUGUAAAAGGGAUGGGAAUGCCAAUCCAAUGGAUUGGAGAUCAAGUGAGAAUUUUGAUCCAGCAACAACAGAUUUUAAUGCUGCGUCGCUUAGAUCACCUGACUUUUGUCUGGGGGAAAAUGAAAUGUGGGCAACUCCUUAUUUGAACGGAAGUCUUUCUCCACACAAGUUCAACUGCAUUUUUGAAGACGGGCCAAUAGAUUUAAGUUAUUCAUCUGCUUAUGGCGCUGAUGUGUGGACCCUAAUUGAUCAGGAGCCCCUGAAUGUGGAGGACCCUUGGCUGGCGCCCUGUCAGGAGUCCCUGGAUUGGCUGAUGCCUCUGCUGCAGGGAGUGUGGUGGCCGUCAGAAGACGGUGAUUACGGUUACUACGUAUACACUGACGGCCAGUAUGUUUAUUCUCUACUCACUGAUUCUACCGGGCAGUAUAUUUACAUCUGCACUUCCGACAUUUACCCUCAUCCAGACAGCUGGGAGGACCGUGACCUCAAGGGCUCUUUGCAAAGUGUUGUGACGGACCGGGACCUGGUUUCCAUUUGUGGCUUCAAAGUGCCUCUUGAAGAUGAGUUAUUCUGGUCGGCUGAAGAGGAAGAGUGGGAUGAUUAUUUUGUAAACAAGCCUCUUGAUUUGUCUGUAGCUUUUCAAAGAAGGGACAAGUUUAUGAACGUAGAGACCUUUUCUCAAAUGUUUGAGGAAUCUGCUUACCACCAGAAAGAGAAGCCUUUAGACUUCUCAGGGUACAGGCUUCUGAAACCCAAUAAGGUGGGCUUUAGGCCUGAGGAGAAGAGGGACGGGUCUGUAGAAGAUGCGCCCUUUGACCUCCGGGCACAUUUCAGGGUGGUCUCUGGCGGGGGGCUAAAGGAGGAAUUCCAACCCAAGUCACUGGAUGUGGCCCCUAGGACUAGCAUUUCUGAAAGCCAGCAAACCAAACCUUUUGGCUUUCAGAUCUUUAGAGCUGCCGCCAAAUCUGAUCUCCCACCAGUGUCUCUUGCCGAAGCACAGAUGGCCGAAGAAGAGAAGAAGACCACAAGCAACAGGGUCUCCUCUUGGCUUUCUGCCUUGGGUGGGCUGAUGGGUCAGGGCUUGGGGAAGGAUGAGAUGCUGGAGGAUGUGGCAGAGAAGGACCAGGGCCCACAGUCAAGGUUUCCUGCAAAGGAAGCCAUGUCUAGAACACCACCCAGGAAGAAGGGAGAACCUCAGCUGGAACCCCUGCCUGUUCCCACUGCACGAGAAGGGGCUGCGGUUGCUCCGUCUCCCACCCAGAACAGGGCUCCCCUGCGCAGAUCCGCCUCUCAGUUCAGCCAGGGUCUCACUUCCGACACAUUUGCCCAGCCAGACAGCAAUGCUAAGGCAGUUCCAGGGUCUCUGGGAGAACCUGAAAACAGUUGGCCGGUCCUGAGCCAAAUAGCUACUAAGGCCAAGGAGACUCUUUCUAAGAGUGACCUCAAAACAAGUAGCCCCAGAGAAGACCCACCGGCUGCUGAAGAUUCAGGAUUACUCAGUUUCUUUAAAAUGCAGGGAAGCAAGCCUCCAUUGCAACCUUGGCCAACCUCUCAGCCCCAUCAGGUGAAAAACGAAACCCAGAGCCAGGCAGAGCUCCCGGGGGCUCCGUCUUCCUUCUUUGGCUCGAUCAAAGACUUCUUCACCAAGGAGCCAGCCCCCGCCCCGUCUGACACCCCCGUCCCACCACUGAGCAACGGGCAAAUAUCCCAGGAACUUCUUCAGGAACCUAGUAAGAAGCCUGCUUCUGAGGUGGGUGUCUCUUCAGAGCCACCUGGGGCAGGUAUGGCCAAGAAGGACCUCUUCCCUAAGGAAGAGCCCCAGAAAAAGGCCGGAGAGGAAACGGCCAGUGUCAAGGAAGCGCCUCCUGCAAAGGCUGAGCAGGCAGCUAACUCACACACAAGUCCAGGGUUGGGGUGGUGCAGCCCACCCCCAGAAGAGGGAGGCCAGCUCAGGAGCCUCUCUGGGUUGCUGGGGGACUCGGCAGCAAGGAAGUCCAGUUCCCUGAGCACCAGUUGGUCCUCCUUGAUGGACAAUGGGCAGCAGGGAGUCUUGCCUGGUAAGGUCCAGCCAGAGAAGGCCAGGCAGCCACCCGAGGAACCUGCGUUUAGACUCCCCUUUGGCUUGUCCCAAGCUGCGCCUCCAAAGUCUCAGGAGACAACCGGCAGCUGGGAUAUCUUCUCUCUUUUCCCUGUCUCCAAGAAAGCCCCGGCCCCAGCCCCAGCCCCAGCUCCAGCCCCUGCACCCUCUCAGACGGCCAGAGGUCCGGAGACAGAAGGCUUGUUCAAGAUCCCCUUCACUGCCAAGAAAGGGCUUCCAGACAGCUCCAGCUUCAGCUUCUUCAGUUGGGCCUCCUUCCGCCCUGAAGAACCAUCGUUUGCUCCUGACAAAGGUCACCUUGCCAAGCCACCUCCAUUGCAAGGGAAGGAGGAACCACUCCUGAGGCAAUCUGUUUCUGCUGAUGCUGGCAUUGGGAUGGCCAGGAAACCACCUGUGCAGGAGAAGGGGUCCAUCUCCGGGAUUAGAGAUGCUGUGUUGGGCAAGCAGGAAGCUUGCAGCUUGCAGAACAGGGUGAGUGAAGCCAGUGCCCCGGUGGCCGAGAAGGCCGGAGAAUGUGCCUUGGGAGAGCGGCUUACAGCCAGCCCGGCUCUCAGUGAUGCAAAGGAAGAAGACCGGCUGGUACAGCUUGGCCCUACCUGCGAAGAUCCUGAAGUCCCAGAGGAGGAUGGGACUUUCUCACCUCCAGAAAUCCCAGACCUUCCAGAGCAGCUGCCCCAGAGCCCAACUGAGCGGGAUGAGACAAGGGUGUGUUUGUCUGAGAAGAAAGCUGCUCCUUUUCCGGAUGGGAAUGAAGCUUUUGAAAACACCGAACACCCCAGUUCAUCCUCUGAUCAGACUUCUGUGGCCCAGAGGAGAGCUGCUGUCCCAGAGUCAGGCCAGGAGGUGGUGCCGGAGCACCUGCAAGGACUUGGCCUUUCUUCCCAUGCUGGAGCCCAGCAGGCUCAGGGCCAGGAGCCUCUCCCCAAGGUCCCACUGGGGGAGCUGGAUAGGCUGAAGAUGCCUGAAGAAGCUACAAGCAACAAGUCUGUUCUAGAUUCCUCAGUGGAGAAGUUUUCAAGCUUUUUCACCAAAAUCAAACCCACUAAAACUUUCUCUGACUUUUUGGGCAGCCCACUCCAUGCUCCAGAUGCCCCCGGUGUGCAGAAGAAGAGUGCCUCCUUUUUUGGCAGCGCAUUUCAGGGAGGUGGGCCUCCCUCAACAUUCACAGGUGGCCUCUUUGGCUUCUCCAAAGGAGCAGCGGAACAGCCUCCUUCAAUGCCCUCAAAACCUGCCCAUGUGGACUCUGGCAUGAAAGAAGCUACAGGCUCAGUUCCAGGGAAGGAGCCGCUCAGCACCCAAGAAAGCAAGGCAGGUAGAGAGGAGGGCUCAGAAGCAAGCAGCUCAGGGAAACAGCAAGUCGAGAGCCUGGGAGGUGUGCUGCUGGAGACCAAGGCCAGAAGCAUCUUGAAGGAAGAUGCUCUGUUGACCUUGGCAGGAGAAACUCUCCAAAUGGACCUGGAAAUGGAAGCCAACCAAAAGCCAGACAUUUGCCAAGAGCCUGAGCCAAACGCUCUGGAUACCUUGAUCUCAGAGAAGAGCCAAGUCCCUGAAGAGGGGCAAGUGGACUUCCUAACUUCAGAUGAAAUGAGGGAUGCCGAUAUGUGCGGUCAAGAUCUCAACCAGGUGGUUGUGGCAGAAUCCGCUGCGAUGCUGGAGGAGAUCAAAGCAGAGACAUUGGAAGAGGUUGAUAUUUGUCCACCAAACGGAGGUGAGAGCCUAGGAGUGGAAGCCGGAAUGGUUCUGAACGAGACCCCUGAUUUGCACCAUGAAGAUGCGGACAGUGUCCAUGACACGAAACGUGUCCCCUUUGAGGAGAAGGAGGUUUCAGCCACUAGUGAGAAGCCUCCGGACGUUGAGGCCUUGGGGAGCACCUCAGGUAACGGGCCUGCCAGUUCUCCUGCUGCAGAGGCCCUCAGCGCCUCGUCUGUAUUUGAAAUGUUAAGCAAGCCCCCUUGGCCCAAAUUCGGCUUUGGGUCUUCAACCGGCAGCACCAAACCGAUGGGCUCCUUCUUCUCACCUGCAGCUGGCAAGACCGGUGCUGAGCCAGGUCUCGGGUCCAGCUUGAGCAGCGUCUCUUCCGUUCUGUUUCGUGGAGGAAGCGAUGAGAAGGUGGAGAAAAGCGGGAGCCUCCAAGAGACGGUUUUUGGGAGGAAGCUGGACUUCUCCCUGCCUUGGCAGAAAGGCCCGAAGGAAAAAGAGAUGAAGAAGGAACCGGAGGCGCCACUGAAACCUUCCUCCAAGCUGGAAGCCCCGUCAGAUGGUCCCUCCAAUCUGGCGCUCAGUGCACCACAGCCCUCGUGCGGCCCUGAGCAGGCAUCGAUGGGGCAUCCAGUCCCCGAGUCCAGCCUUCUAUCCGUGGAGAUGGACAGCUUGGGCGAGAAGUUCUUAGAGGCCAGAAGUGUUCCUGCUGAGGUUGAGCCUGGCCAAGGCCUGGAAGUUGAGGGUCAAGAGCAGGAAGAUGGCCUGAGGGCUGUUCCCAGAGGCCCUCCUGCCCCGACCCUGGAAGGAGAAGAAGCAGGAGACACGGCCUCCGUUCCUGGUCAAGCAGAGCAGAAGGAUGGCAUCGCAUGCCCAGAGGAGGGGCCCCAUGUUGCUGGGCUACUGCUGGUGGAGGAGAGUAGCCCACGACCCCCUCUCCAGCACAGGCCAGUAGCAAAUGCAGCCCAUAAAUGGAGGCGGCUGGUCCAUUUUCCUGCCAGCAGUAGCAAGUUUGGUUCCUCCUGUAACAUCAGUCCGGGCAGCUCUCAGCUGAGCGAGCCAGAGCAGGGCAGCCCCCCCGGCUCGGAGCACGAGGAGGAACUCCCAGAAGCAGGGUCUGUGGCUCUGACCCUGCCGGAUGUCCAGGAGCCCCUGAGCGAGCCGGCCGAGUCCCAGGAAGCACUCCGUGAAGGAGAAGAAGAGGAGGCUGAGGAAGGUGGGCGCUCUCAGUUCCCAGGAGAGGGAGAGGACACCCCCAAAGCUGCUCCGGAACCACCAGGGAGCCUCCUGGAUGAAAAUGAGUCGCCGCUUUUUGCUCCGGCAAGAGCCCGUUGGAUUCGAGCUAUCACCAAAGUCCGGCUCCAGUUCCAGGAGGUAGAGCCAAUUUUUUCUUCCUUCCAUUUCUUUGCAUGAAGAGGUGGUGGGGGGGUGUCUUUCUUUGAAGGGUUUCUCAGUGGUCCAAGAAACCACUCCAGGGCUCCAGAAACUGGGCAACCUUCAGCGGCUGAGGCCAAAGGGGGAUGCCCAGCCUGUGUGAAGGAUCGAGACCUCGGAGGGGACUCCUGCCUUUCCCACCCCUACCACAGGUAGUGGAAUCUGUGUUUCGGGGCGCCCCAGGGGGUCUCAGGUAUGCAGACAGAACCUGUGUGCUUUGGGGCACCAAAUCAAAAGAAG